CUACCAGGAGGCGUUUCCUUCGCAGUUAGCCCCUCUUUUGGGGUGAACGAAAGGGGCAGGUAGGCCCUGACCCUCGCGAGGAAGGAGAGAACACGCGGCAAGCGAAAAAGACGGAGCUGCGACGAGAGUGCAGUUGGAAAAAGACGGCGCACCGGUCUACGGUGAGGGUGACACGAGGCCGGGGGGUUCAGUCUGUGUUCGCCCAUCAGAGACACAUCACCAGCCACGAUACGGUCCGGUUACGUCUCUCGCCGCGAGGGUAGCUCCCUGUUAACCAGGUGUACUACGCCACGACGUCCUGCUUAUGGACAAACCGAGCCCUUGAACUUGACAGUGUCCCGCAUGCUUUUGGACAUUCGGUUCGUUUCGUACUUCGACUUCGUCUUCGAUCAGCAUCCGCGUUAGUGACGAUCGGAUGACUUGAGUGGAGAACCAGGAUUUCGGUGCGCGACCAGUGUCUGAACUUGUGAUCUACGUCUGGGCCGUUUGCGGUUCAUCGAGUUUACCGUUCGAUCGAAAUUCGUAGUAAUCAUCCAGAAAUAAUUUGAAGAAGUCAAAAGGAUUCGAGCAUUCGAGCCGUGUGAUGUUACGAACGUCGAAUCAGAAGGACGCCAAGAGAAACAAGAAGCGAGUGUGACCUUGCCAACACGUGCUCCAAACGUACAAUAAAAACUUCAUCUCUUCCGGUUGGAGCAGUGGUUCGAGUUGUCGGUUCCUAACCCGGACCUAACAUAAGUCAGUGUAAAGGUGACCCGGCGUGAAUCGGGAGCAUCGUUCUUGCGAUCGCAGUGACCGUUAAGUGUGUUCGAAAACCAGUCGUGAACGCGUGUUUACAUCGUCUCCUUUCGUACGAGAAAGUGCCGGUUCUUGCAACUUGUAAAACCGUCGGUUCGAGUUAACAUGCAGAUCUUUUGAAAGAUCUCCGAUACUCGAUCGACCGAACGAAUUUGGACGAUUCGGAGGCAACUCGGAGGUGACUCGUCGAUGAACGGUGCAUCGUGAAGAUGCGUGCCUGACGCUGAUCCUCUCGAACUCGUCGCGUGCUCGAUAUCCAAGUGAACCAUCGUCGAACGAUCGACAAAGGUGCGAGUCGUGAAGAAGACAGAGUAGGCGAGUGGACAGAGUGGAAAUAAAAGGUAGUGUACGAACGGGUGGUGCGACGUUCGGGUACGCAAGUCGGCAGGCCGGCUCUGGGGUGCCGGGCCCGGGCGGGGUGAUGAGCUGUUCCGAGGUGAUGUAUCAAUAUUAUCCUUACCUCUACCAGAGGCCACCGCCGCCGCCGCACCCGACCCACCCUCAUGCGGCCCCGCACACCCAUCCCCACGCAAAUCCGCAUGCGGCCCACCACAGUCCUGCCAGGCCGGCGCCUUUUCAAUCCUUCUCAGCGGCCACGGCGACGCAUCAGUACGACAGGUUGAAUGUCCACCAAAGAUCAUUUGAAGCGGCGGGUCUCGAAAUUUGUGGAACUGACGGAAGUGUGCCGCAAGGGCAACCUAGCAGUGCCGGUUCCGUCGGUUCAGCACCCAGUCCAGCAUCGCCAAGAACAACUAAACCCCGACUUGGGUCAUCUGCGUCACAACUAUCGAAAACGUUAGACGAUGACAGAUCGACGGACGCCGUCGUAGGUACUGGUACCGCCGCGGAAGAUUCAGACGACAGUGAAAGCAGAGCGCAAUACUUGAACCCAAAUUGCGUAGUUUUCACUCAUUACCAAGGGGAUGCCGCGUCCGAAGUGGAGGAACACUUUCAGAGGGCACUAGCACACGAUAAACUAAAAGAAAACAUUUCCCCUAUGUCCAUGAGGAACUUCCCUGCUUCCUUCUGGAACAGUCAACAUCCUGGCGAGGUCUACGAGUAUCCAACGGACCCGUGGCAUCCGCAUUAUUCACAGUAUCACCACAGGGCUGUGCACGAGUAUCACCAUCAUAACAUGGCGGCCGUAACGAGUUACGGUGGUCUGCUGUUGGGUGGUGCGCGAGGACUCAGCCACCAUACGUCCCACCAUGCGGCACACCAUGCACACCCCGCGGCUUCCUACAAGGACUGGCCGUCGGCGACGCCGUCGCAGUCGCUCGUCGACGCGUCCUCCGCACCCCCUUACCCCCAUGGCCCUUACGCACCCCUCUCUGGCCUCGAAUCGCAGGUCCAGGAAUCCAAAGACCUCUACUGGUUCUAGAAGCGAGCUCCAGAGUCUCGUGGACCGAACUAAUUCGCAACAUCCGGUGGGUGCAAUCGCGAAAAAAGCACGAGCUCGAAACCACGCAGCCGUUGUUGUUCUUCGAUCGAGCAGUUUCUGCGAAGGAACAAAACUGUGCUCGGAAGAUAACCAGCAGCUAAAUAGAGAAUGAUCGAAGGACGAUCGAGGAGCUUAGACGAUGUCACGUGAUAUUAGCAUGUUAGAGGAUCCAUGGGCUUUCUGGCAGAACCGAGAUUCGAGGAUAGUAGGAAAGAACUUUGUUAUACGACCGGAAGAACGUACGAGAGAUCGUUCAUGCCGCGUCGAGCAAGUGUACAUAGUGUUACCUAAUUUACGUUAAGGAUCUACUAUUAGAAUACAACUCAGAUAGUAUUAGAGGAAUACUUUGCGCGCACUAUUACCUUCAUAGUGACUGAUGAAUGUCUAAAAUGGCCGAUGAGAGAACGACCUCUAGUUUUUAAUGCUUGAACACCUGUUAAUUUUGUAGUUCGAUAAUAUCUACUACUAUGAUUUCAACACAUUCUUGUUGUAUUGACAAAGUGGGUGGCUCAUUGUAGGGUUUGAAAGUUUGCAAGUUUUCUCAAGUUCUAAAUUUUGGAAUUUCUAAAUUUUUA
Molecule: messenger RNA, 2811 nt
Organism: Megachile rotundata (alfalfa leafcutting bee)
Lineage: Eukaryota; Metazoa; Arthropoda; Insecta; Hymenoptera; Megachilidae
Gene: vg
Product: transcription factor vestigial
Biological process (GO): regulation of DNA-templated transcription
Cellular component (GO): nucleus
Source: RefSeq, a predicted model, not a curated record